This is a messenger RNA of Miscanthus lutarioriparius, 369 nucleotides long. Lineage: Eukaryota; Viridiplantae; Streptophyta; Magnoliopsida; Poales; Poaceae. The record is from the annotation of a GenBank genome assembly.
AUGACCACCACCCCACGCGACCUCACGGACGCCGACGGCGUGCUGCUGGACGCUUUCCGAGGAAGGUUCGGCACGCAGGGCGGCGGGCAGGAGACCACCGCGCUCACCGCCGUCACGCAGCUCACGCACCACGGCAUGCUCUUCGUGCCUCUGGGGUAUACCUUUGGCGCCGGCAUGUUCGGCGUCCACGAGGUCAGGGGUGGCAGCCCCUACGGAGCGGGCACCUUCGCCGGCGCCGAUGGCAGCAGGACGCCCUCCCAGGCAGAGCUCGCCAUAGCCAGACACCAGGGCACCUACUUUGCCGGCAUCGCCAAGAAGUUCAAGGCCGGAGCCACGGCCCUCGCCGCCGAAGCCUCAGCGUCAGCUUGA